AUGCCACGUAAGCUACGUAAGAAUAUACGUAAGAGGAAGAGAGCAUUGAAACAUCCAAUAGUAAAACUGACACCACAACAACAGUUGCAACAACAAAUGCUGAAUGACCCCACUAUGUUGCAACAAAUGUCAAGCAAUCCUAUGCUUUUAAACCGAGUCAUUGGUGCACAGAGUGGAGGUUUAAGAGCGGCACUUUUAGCGAAAAUGGCAGGCUAUGGUGGAGCUGCAGACGGAACAGCCUAUAACCCUCAAAGUCAAAUGAAUUUGAGUUCACUCAAAAAUCAAAUAGCAGAUGUCAAAAAGUCAAACAUAGACAUACAGAAACAAAUAAGUGAAAACGAAAAGAAACUAGAAUAUGACAGACACACAAAGAAACUCAAUGAGUUAAACGUAGAGAAAAAGAAGAAAGAAGAACAACUGAAAGAACUAAGUACAGAGGAAUAUGCAAAAGAAGUGUCAGAAAAAGCAGCAGAAGUAGCAAAAAUGGAACAAGAUGUUAUAAAUUUGAAAAACCAUACUACUCAAUAUAAAGUACUGAAAGAUGAAGAGAUAAAACAAAAAGCCCUGAAGACAUAUAUGGAUAGCGAUGAGUAUAAAAAAGAAGUUGAAGCAAAUGUAAAGGCAGAAAAACUUUUACAGUUGCAAAACCAAACCGUACAGUAUGAAAACUUAGCACAAGAAAGUAAAAAUAACGACGCAGCCAUGCAAAAGGCAAUGAAAAGCGCAGAAUAUAUAAAAGCUAACAAUGACUGGUUAGAUGCCCAAGCCAACGCUAAAGCAGCCCAACUCAUAGGGUCAAUAAGGACAAAAAUACAAGCGGAUGAAGACAGUUCAAAUGAAGCUUUAACAAAUGCUGACUUUAAGAACGCCUUCGAAGCUCUUCAUAGUAAGGUGAAACAAGUGAACGACUUCUCAUCUGGAAAGAAACUGAAGUCUGAAGGUUUCGACAAAGAGUUAAAAGAAGUAGCACAAAAUAUGACGAAAAUAACAGAUGCAGCAACGAGACAGGCAGUUCAAAGUGCCUAUGACGCCGUUAGAGCAACUGUUGUGAAAAGUCAAGAAAAAGAGUUACAACAGACCAAAACAGACCUAGUAAAUGCUUUCUUAAGAACGAAAAGUCAGGUAGGACAUUACGCUGCAGAUGGAACAUAUGUGCCAGCUGGUGGAACUUAUAUACCAGCUGUUGGAAUUUAUAUACCACCAAACCCUCCAAGAGAAGCACCUGCACCAGGACUACCUAG
This is a messenger RNA of Trichomonas vaginalis G3, 1241 nucleotides long. Its product is annotated as protein of unknown function, DUF4106 family. The transcript has a single exon. The record is from RefSeq and is a predicted model, not a curated record. Lineage: Eukaryota; Parabasalia; Trichomonadida; Trichomonadidae. The annotation marks the transcript as partial.